Molecule: messenger RNA, 705 nt
Organism: Setaria italica (foxtail millet)
Lineage: Eukaryota; Viridiplantae; Streptophyta; Magnoliopsida; Poales; Poaceae
Product: F-box protein SKIP19
Exons: 2
Coding region: 1-705 (234 amino acids)
Molecular function (GO): protein binding
Source: RefSeq, a predicted model, not a curated record
AUGGAAACCAAGAAGAGGAAAGACGGAACCCUAACGGAGGAUGAUCCAGUGAUGUCUUGGCCCCCGCGUCGUCGCCGCCGGCGCCGUCGCCGUCUACGUACGCCCUCGCGCAAGGACCCUCCAGCUCCAAGUACGCUGCCGGCGCCACCAGCGACGAGAGACUGGGCAGCUCUGCCCGACGACGCCCUGCUGGCUAUCUUCAGCCGGCUCCGGCACGUCGACAUCCUCCUCGGCGUGGAGCUCACCUGCGCGUCGUGGCGGCGGAUCGCGGUCGGCAAGCCGGCGCUGUGGCGACACAUCGACAUCAACGACGACGGCGGGGCCAAGACGAGGAGGGCCGACGUGGAGAACCUCCCGCGAGGCGUGUGGAUGGCGAUGGCCCGCGCCGCCGUGGGCCGCGGCGGCGGCCAGUGCGAGUCCUACCGCGGCCCCGCUGGCCCGGACUUCCUGGCGCACCUCGCUGCAAGCUCGCCAUUGCUGAGGAGUCUCCACUUGACGUCCUUCUUCCACCUGCCCGGCAAGGAAUACACGGACAGGAUGAUGGUGAUCCCCAGCUUCCCGAUGCUGGAGCGGGUCGUGCUGUCGCAUGACGCUCGCAGGCUCUACAUGUACGAACCGACGACGAUGGCCUCCGAGCUGCGCGUGAGGCUUGCGAAGAUGGUCGAUGACCUCAAGUUGCCACAGAAAUCGAUGAUCAGAUCGUAG